AGGACCAGCUGAGCAGACCUGUUGCUUCGCCUCCUGCGCGCAGAAACCCGCCCCCUUGCGCAAUCGGAUCUCGGGAUGCUCAGAGCAGGAGCUUUCCAACCUCGCCGGGCUCCGGAGGGCUAUUUUUAGCGAGCUCAUUCCAUUUAUAUCCGCGGCAAACAAAGGCAUCGACCUUAAGACGCUCCACGGCUUGGAUAACCCCGACCCCCUGCAGUCCUCUCGCCUGCCGCUGCCUCUCCAAAGCCACGCGCAAAAUCGUUUCUCUCCCGGACGUUUGGGGACGCGGACGGGUCCAGCGCGCGUUGCGCCUUCAUCCCGUUUCCUCCUCCUUAGGAUCUUCGGCUUUCUGGAGGAAAAAAAAGCCCAUUCGGGAGCUCAGGAAAGUAGGGUAUAUUCCACCCCCCCCUCUCCAUUUGGCUCCUCGCUGCUGAUUUCCCUCUGAAGCAGAAACAUUCGCUCCAUCCAAACUUUAGAGACGGUGCGCGCGGCGGAUCGCCUUAGAAAUCCAGAUUCCCACUAGCACGUGGCUUCCCUCCCUCCGGGGGCCCCUCAAUUUCGGAGAUCGGCAAGCGGGGAAAAAGGAUCCCCAACCAACCACCACUCCCGGAUCCUCGUCGCGCCGGUGAGAAAGAAUGGUGGACAUUUUCACUGGGCAUUUCCUGGUGAACCGGGACGGCCAAGCCGUGGAUCCCGAGCAAGCGCUGCAGAACAAGAUCGUGGGCUUGUACUUCUCGGCCGCCUGGUGCUCCCUGUGCCGGGAUUUCACGCCGAUCCUGUGCGACUUCUACAGCGAGUUGGUGGAGGACGCGCCCUCGCCGGCGCCCUUCGAGAUCGUGUUCGUCUCGUCGGACCGCAGCCGCGAAGAGAUGGUGGAUUACAUGCAGAACAUGCACGGGGAAUGGCUGGCGGUGCCUUUCCAAGACACCUUUAAGCAUGAGCUGAAGAAGAGAUACAACAUCACAGCCAUUCCUAAACUUGUGAUUGUUAAACAAACUGGAGAAGUCAUCACCGAUAAAGGAAGGAAACAGAUAAGGGAACGGGGACUCAACUGCUUCCGAAACUGGCUGGAAGGGGCAGACAUCUUUCAGAAUUUCUGCAGCUGAACCAGUGGUGGGAAUUUCAGACAAAGAUAGCUUAGCUAAAUCCUUUGUGUAAUCGGAAUUGCCACCUUCACAACUAGGCCAAGCAGAGAAAUGGCUUUUUCUUCGGAUGGUAUCUAACCAAGUCAUACCCAAGGCAGACCCAUUGAAAUGAAUGGACAGGACUAACUGUGGUCCAGUGCUUUCAAUGGAUCUACUCUGAGUACAACUUAGUUGGAUACCCUCCUUUGUUUGAAUGUCGCUUUGCUUUAUUUAAAAUUCUGUGUGACUGGAAGAAUUAAGCAUAGCUGGGUCCAAUGUACUCUUCCAUCUGUUUUGUAUUAUUUAUGCUUUUGUUACAUAGAAUAUAACCAAAGCUGAAGAAUUUGGUAAAGGCUAGCAUUAUCUAGGAAAGAGGAUUUUCGCAGUUAGAAAGAGUGCCCUCUCCAAUCUAUGCAAGCCUGUUAUUUUUACAAAGGUAAAAAACUCUACAGGGAAAACUAUAUUUCUUGGCAAGAAGACUUUUUUGGGGUAUUGGUUUAUAAUUUAUAUUACUAAAAUAAGAGAGUAUUUGCUUUAAUAAAUCCAUUUAUAGCUUA
This is a messenger RNA of Podarcis raffonei (Aeolian wall lizard), 1678 nucleotides long. It is a transcript of the gene NXNL2, whose product is annotated as nucleoredoxin like 2. Lineage: Eukaryota; Metazoa; Chordata; Lepidosauria; Squamata; Lacertidae. Gene Ontology annotation, biological process: photoreceptor cell maintenance; sensory perception. The transcript is spliced from 2 exons. Bases 633 to 1103 code for a protein of 156 amino acids. The record is from RefSeq and is a predicted model, not a curated record.